This is a messenger RNA of Penicillium digitatum Pd1, 1200 nucleotides long. RefSeq names its product glycoside hydrolase family 18 protein. The record is from RefSeq and is a predicted model, not a curated record. Lineage: Eukaryota; Fungi; Ascomycota; Eurotiomycetes; Eurotiales; Aspergillaceae. Gene Ontology annotation, molecular function: chitinase activity; chitin binding. Gene Ontology annotation, biological process: chitin catabolic process; carbohydrate metabolic process. Gene Ontology annotation, cellular component: extracellular region.
AUGUCUGAAUUCAGAUCAGUCGCCUAUUUUGUCAACUGGGCAAUUUACGGCCGCAACUACAACCCGCAGGAUCUGCCCGCGAAGAAGCUCACACACAUCCUCUAUGCAUUCGCCAACGUUCGUCCCGAAAGCGGUGAAGUGUACUUGACCGACUCUUGGUCCGAUGUUGAGAAGCAUUACCCAACCGACUCAUGGAAUGACGUCGGUAACAAUGUAUACGGAUGCGUCAAGCAGCUUUUCCUGCUCAAGAAGCAGAACCGCAAGCUGAAGGUCUUGCUCUCUAUCGGUGGCUGGACGUACUCGGCCAAUUUCGCGCAGCCUGCGAGCUCCGAGGAGGGUCGGACUACUUUUGCCGAAUCGGCGACACGUCUGGUUCUGGAUCUGGGAUUUGAUGGUCUUGAUAUCGAUUGGGAAUACCCCAAAGAUGAUGCCGAGGCCGAGAACUUAGUUCGGUUGCUCCGGAAGUGCCGAGAGGUUCUCGACAGAGAGGCUGGUCCGAAUCGCCGUUUCUACUUGACAAUCGCUUGCCCUGCCGGCGCGAGCAACUACGAGAAGCUUAAAUUCCGGGAGAUGACCCCAGUGCUAGACUUCUAUAACCUCAUGGCGUACGACUUCGCCGGAAGCUGGGACGCCAACGCUGGCCACCAAGCGAACAUCGCGCCAUCAACUUCCAACCCUGCAUCUACACCUUUCUCGAUCAACGCAGCCGUAGACUACUACAUCAACAACGGUGGUGUACCACGUUCAAAGAUCGUCAUGGGCAUGCCACUCUACGGGCGUGCAUUUCAAAACACCGAUGGACCCGGCGCACCCUUCUCCGGGGUAGGAGAGGGCAGUUGGGAGAACGGGGUGUGGGAUUACAAGGCGCUGCCCAGACCCGGCGCUCAGGAACUGUUUGAUGAAGAAGCUGGUUCCUCGUAUUGCUAUGAUGGCGGUUCGCGCACGAUGGUCUCUUAUGAUACACCGUAUUUGGCGCAGAUCAAGGCGGACUACAUUCAAGAGCGCGGACUGGGUGGUGGUAUGUGGUGGGAAAGCAGCGGUGAUAAGGGUGGUAAGGAGGCUAACCCCGCGGAGGGAAGCUUGAUCGGCAUCUUUGUCGACGGUGUGGGCGGUGCAGACGCUUUGGAUCAGUCAGAGAAUGCCCUGGAGUACCCCGAGAGCAAGUAUGCCAACAUCCAAGCCGGUAUCCCGGAACAGUAG